AUGGAGAGGAAUGCAAAGGUUAAGAAAAUCCUUAUCUGUGGACUUAGUCAUGAUGAGUACAAUAGAAUUUCUGUGUGCUCUAAUGCGAAGCAGAUAUGGGAUGCACUCCAAAUUACCCAUGAAGGAACAAACCAAGUAAAAAGAUCAAAGAUAGAGCUACUCAUGAGAAACUAUGAGCUCUUCUCCAUGAAGGAGUCUGAGCCCAUCCAGGAUAUGAUGAUUAGAUUUACUAUAAUAACCAAUGAACUUAAAUCACUUGGAAUGGUGUUUACCUCAGAAGAGUUGGUUAGUAAGGUUCUAAUAAUCCUUCCGGCUUCAUGGGAAUCAAAAUUCACUGCAAUCCAGGAAGCCAAGGAAUUUGAUAAAAUCUCACUUGAUGAGUUGGUUGGAAACUUAAAAACUAAUGAAAUGAGAAAGAUAGAACUACGCAAUGAAGAACCAAAGAAGGAUAAGGCCUUGGUUCUUAAAGCAUCUGGGGAUGAUGAAUCUGACUAUGAUGAUCCCGAUCUAGCAAUCUUUUCCAAGUUCAAUAGGUUCAUGAAGAAUUCCAAAACAUAUGAGGACAGUGGAAGUGAUCAAGAGAAAGAAAAGGAGGAUGAGGCUAUAAGUCUCUAUGCUGUGAUUGAUGAACACCAAGCUGUGGAGACAAAACCCCCAGUACAUCUUGGAAUGCACAUUGGAAGACCUCCUCUAAGCUUGUCCAGAAACACUCUCCUCAGAGUAUCCUCUUGCAUCUCUGCUCAUGAUAUAUGGAGGACCUUGAAAACUGACUUUGGAAAUGAAAACAUUGAAGUGGCAUUGAUGGCGAUUGAAGAAUCCAAAAUAGAGGAAGAAGUGAUAGGGAUGAUGGCCAUGAGUAAUUCAGAAACUGAAGAUGAAACAAAUCAGUUAAUAAGCAACCUUUCAUGUGUCAAACUUGAUAUCAAAGAGCUUGAAUCUGACAAAGCUAAUUUAGAGAAACAGGUCAAGGACCUUAAUAACCAUGUUCUUGAGCUUACUUCUAAGAAUGAGAAGUCUCCUGAUAUACAUGGCAAGGAAAAAAUGAGUGAUUUGCAGGAUAAACUUGAAAAGGAGUUAAAAAUUGCUAAAUAUAAUCUUUAUGAUGCUAAAUGUAGAAAUAAAGAUAAGAUGGGAGGAAACAAUCAGGACUGGUAUCUAGACAGUGGAUGCUCAAGACAUAUGACUGGAGAAAAGAAAAAUUUCCUCUCACCGACAGCCUUCCAAGGAGGGAAUGUGUCAUUUGAAAAUGGGAAAAAGGGCCAGAUAACAGGUAUUGACAAGGAUGAAGAUUAUGACAUAGAACUCACUGGUGAUGGAGUUACAAAGGAAUCUGAACCUCAGCAUGAAGAUGGAUUCGAAGACCACAAGGAAAUUGACAGUGAAUCUUCUCUGCUUAUACAGAUCAGACCAUGGAAGCAUCAAAGUUCACAUCCUCUUGAUAAUAUCAUCUCUGAUCCAAAUGUAGGGGUACAGACCAGGUCUUCUCUUAGAAAUGUAUGUGCACUCACAACAUUUCUCUCACAGUUUGAACCUAAGACCAUCAAAGAAUCUCUAAAGGAUCCAUACUAUAUCAUAGCCAAGGAAGAGAAGCUAAAUCAGUUUGAGAGAAGCAAGGAGGAAGUGUUUGUGAAACAACCUUCUGGAUUUGAAAGUGAAGAAUUUCCUAACUAUGUGUUCAAACUGGAUAAAGCUCUUUAUGGACUGAAAUAA
Nicotiana tabacum (common tobacco) is the source of this 1710-nucleotide messenger RNA. NCBI's taxonomy places the organism in Eukaryota, Viridiplantae, Streptophyta, Magnoliopsida, Solanales, Solanaceae. The record is from RefSeq and is a predicted model, not a curated record.